AUGAAAUCAGGAAAAUCACAACAUUCUACUCAGGUAACCCCCAUACCCAUUUUUCAAUCCGAAACUCAUGUUGAUCAUAUUGUAGCGAUUGAAAUGGAGGACAUUCAGGAUGAGGUAGAUUACUGGAAUUCUGCAAUUGUUUGUGUUAUUUUAGGUGCAAUCCCCCCAUUAUCUGUUAUUGAGGGUUUCUUUAGACGUAUAUGGAAGGAUUUGGGGGUAGAUAAGGUGGUAACCAUUGAGCAUGGGGUGUUUCUGGUGCGUUUCUUUACUGUGGAAAAUCGAGAUAAAGUUCUGAAUGAUAAUAGACCUACUUUUGAUAAGAAACCUGUUAUAUGUAAACCUUGGCAUAAAGAUAUUGUUGAUUUCAAGGAUGAGGUUAAAGUGGCACCAAUUUGGAUUCAAUUGAAGAAUUUAGAAUUGAAAUUUUGGGGAAAUCGAAGCUUGAGCAAAAUUGUGAGUUCUGUUGGUAGAUUCAUACAAGAAGAUCAAGCUACUGUUCAUAGAGACAAACUGCAUUUUGCUCGAGUGCAAGUUGAGGUUGCCUUAUCUCAAACCCUACCUGACUGCUUGAAAUUUCAAGAUGAACAUGGAAUGGUAAAGACCAUCAGCAUUUGGUAUGAAUGGAAGCCUACUGUGUGUGAUCAUUGCAAACUGUUAGGUCACAUAGCAAGUGACUGCAGGAAGAAGAAAAUGAAGAAGAAAUGGGUGGCUAAAUCCACUACAACUAACAACAACACAGUUUCAUUGACUGUAAAUUCAAGGGAGGAGUUUGUUCAAGCCUCUAAUCCUGUUAGAGUUAGGGUAAGCCCAAUCUCACAUGUGAGGGUCACCAACUCUUUCCAGGCUCUGGAAAUGCAGUACAACAGAACUGGUGUGGAAAAUGUAGUUGGGAACACUGCUGAUGACUACUACAAAAAAGGGUAUAGAGUACUGUUGAAAUACACUUUAUAG
Molecule: messenger RNA, 951 nt
Organism: Spinacia oleracea (spinach)
Lineage: Eukaryota; Viridiplantae; Streptophyta; Magnoliopsida; Caryophyllales; Amaranthaceae
Exons: 1
Coding region: 1-951 (316 amino acids)
Molecular function (GO): zinc ion binding; nucleic acid binding
Source: RefSeq, a predicted model, not a curated record